CACUGCAGCCCAGUGAGAUGGGUACAGCUCCCUCAUCCUAGACACCGACGUGCAGAGCCUCAGAGAGGUCCGCAGCUUCUCCCUGGACCUGGGGUUUGUAAGCAGGAAGACUGGGACUCAGAUUCGUACCUCCUCAUUUUCCCUAAACCACCCCAUAUUCCCCUGGGUCACCCCCGGAGGAGCACAGGAAUGUGUACUUUCUAUUUCUCAUUCUUUGGGGCUUGGAGAAAAACCUUUGUUUUUGAGCUAAAAGGUUAGAUUGGUGUGUAGAGCUCAAAGGAACGUGAAAUAGCUUUUGACCUCCCCAUAUUUCUGGGUACUGGAAUUACAACACAUGCGUCGUGUGUUCACCAGAACUCUGUGCGGGUUGACCAGCUUGUUAAGUUUAUGAUUUUCUAUUUUUAGAUGAUGGAUUUGGACAUGCUUCUAUGAAGAAAUGCCCCGUCUCUCUACUGAUCCAAAAACAAAGAUGUCCAGACUACUACCACCUUAGGGGACUAGGGCUGGGUGUCGGCUCUUCCCAGGGGAUCAGGCGUAGUCUGACCCAAGAGCAGGAAGCACAUCCUCACCAAUGACAUCAUGACAGCAAGAGAGCACAGCCCUCGCCAUGGCGCCAGGGCCCGUGCAGUGCAGCGGGCUUCCACCAUCGACGUGGCGGCUGACAUGCUUGGCCUCUCUCUGGCAGGAAAUCUACAGGAUCCAGAUGAACCCAUUUUAGAAUUCAGCUUAGCUUGCAGUGAACUGCACACGCCGUCGCUAGACCGGAAACCAAAUAGCUUUGUGGCAGUGAGUGUGACCACCCCUCCUCAGGCAUUCUGGACGAAGCACGCGCAGACGGAGAUCAUCGAGGGAACCAACAAUCCUAUAUUCUUAAGCAGUAUUGCCUUCUUCCAAGAUUCCCUCAUCAAUCAGAUGACGCAAAUCAAACUCUCCGUGUAUGACGUCAAAGACAGAUCUCAGGGAACAAUGUAUUUGCUGGGCUCUGGAACAUUCAUUGUCAAGGAUCUGCUCCAGGACAGGCAUCAUCGGGUGCAUUUAACACUAAGGUCUGCAGAGAGUGACCGCGUGGGAAACAUCACGGUUAUCGGCUGGCAGAUGGAGGAGAAGGCAGACGAGCGGCCUCCAGUGACCCGGUCUCUGGACACUAUCAACGGGAGAAUGGUCCUGCCCGUGGAUGAGAGCUUGACCGAAGCAUUGGGAAUCCGUUCCAAAUACGCUUCAUUGCGUAAAGAUACUUUACUGAAAUCAGUGUUCGGAGGGGCCAUCUGCCGCAUGUACCGGUUCCCCACCACCGACGGCAACCACCUGCGCAUCCUGGAGCAGAUGGCGGAGAGCGUGCUGUCCUUGCACGUGCCCCGGCAGUUCGUGAAGCUGCUGCUGGAGGAAGAUGCAGCCAGAGUGUGUGAACUGGAGGAGUUGGGAGAGCUGUCUCCUUGCUGGGAGAGCCUCCGGCGCCAGAUUGUCACCCAGUACCAGACCAUCAUCCUCACGUACCAGGAGAACCUGACCGAUCUGCAUCAGUACAAAGGUCCCUCAUUUAAAGCAAGCAGUUUGAAAGCAGAUAAAAAGUUGGAAUUUGUUCCCACAAACUUGCACAUACAGAGGAUGAGAGUUCAAGAUGAUGGAGGGUCAGAUCAGAGCUACGACAUCGUCACCAUCGGGGCACCAGCAGCACACUGCCAAGGUUUCAAGUCAGGAGGACUUCGCAAAAAGCUGCACAAAUUUGAAGAGACCAAGAAACACAGUUUUGAGGAGUGUUGUACAUCAUCCAGCUGCCAGUCCAUAGUCUACAUACCACAGGACAUCGUCAGAGCCAAGGAAAUCAUUGCCCAGAUCAACACCCUGAAAACCCAAGUGAGUUACUAUGCUGAGCGGCUCUCGAGGGCAGCCAAGGACAGGUCGGCCACUGGCCUCGAAAGAACACUCGCCAUCCUAGCAGACAAGACCCGGCAGCUGGUCACCGUCUGCGACUGCAAGCUGCUGGCCAGCUCCAUCCACGGGCUGGACGCAGCACGGCCUGACUACAUCGCCUCCAAGGCCUCCCCCACCUCGGCCGAGGAGGAGCAGGUGAUGCUCAGGAAUGACCAGGACACCCUCAUGGCCAGGUGGACGGGCAGGAACAGCCGGUCUUCUCUGCAGGCAGAUUGGCACGAGGAGGAGUGGGAGAAAGUGUGGCUGAACGUGGACAAGAGCCUGGAGUGCAUCAUCCAGCGGGUGGACAAGCUGCUGCAGGAGCGCCUGCUUGGCGAGGGCGGUGAGGACGGCUCCCCCUGCUCGGGCAGCGGCACCAGCAGGAAAGGUAACCGGAACAGCCACGCCUACUGGAUCAGACCGGAGGACCCCUUCUGUGCUGCCCCCUCCUCAUCACGCCCCGCCACCAUGUCCUCUGCUGCAUGCCAUCCUCACCUGACCACACAUUGCAGCCCCCCUCCUGAAGAGUCCAGCCCAGGUGAAUGGAGUGAGGCCCUUUACCCCCUGCUGACCACACUCACAGACUGCGUGGCCAUGAUGAGCGACAAAGCCAAGAAGGCCAUGGUCUUCCUGCUGAUGCAGGACAGCGCGCCCACCAUCGCCACCUACCUGAGCCUGCAGCACCGCCGCGACGUGGUCUUCUGCCAGACCCUGACCGCGCUCAUCUGCGGCUUCGUCAUCAAGCUGAGGAACUGCCUGCACGACGACGGCUUCCUGCGGCAGCUCCACACCAUCGGGCUGCUCGCCCAGUUUGAGAGCCUGCUGAGCACCUACGGUGAGGAGCUGGCCAUGCUAGAGGACAUGAGCCUUGGAAUCAUGGACUUGAGGAACGUGACCUUCAAAGUCACUCAGGCCACUUCCAGCGCAUCGGCUGACAUGCUGCCUGUCAUCACUGGAAAUCGGGAUGGGUUCAACGUGCGGAUCCCUCUGCCGGGCGCCCUGUUCGACACCCUGCCCCGGGAGAUCCAGAGCGGCAUGCUGCUGCGGGUGCAGCCCGUGCUCUUCAACGUGGGCAUCAACGAGCAGCAGACGCUGGCCGAGAGGUUUGGUGAUACCUCUUUACAAGAAGUUAUCAACAUGGAGAGUUUGGUGCGGUUAAAUUCCUACUUCGAGCAGUUUAAGGAAGUUUUGCCCGAGGAUUGCUUACCUCGGUCUCGGAGCCAGACAUGCCUGCCAGAGCUGCUGCGGUUCCUGGGCCAGAACGUCCACGCCAGGAAGAACAAGAACGUGGACAUCCUCUGGCAAGCUGCUGAGAUCUGCCGCCGCCUUAACGGGGUCCGGUUCACCAGCUGCAAGAGCGCCAAGGACCGCACGGCCAUGUCGGUGACGCUGGAGCAGUGCCUGAUCCUGCAGCAUGAGCACGGCAUGGCCCCGCAGGUCUUCACCCAGGCUCUGGAGUGCAUGCGCAGUGAGGGUUGUCGAAGAGAAAAUACAAUGAAGAAUGUUGGAAGUCGCAAAUAUGCGUUUAAUUCCCUGCAGCUGAAGGCUUUCCCCAAGCAUUACAGGCCUCCCGAAGGGACUUACGGCAAGGUUGAAACUUGAACACACGCUGUCCUCUCAUUAGCUGUUAAAUAACAAGUGUGGGCGCCCUCUAGUGUCAUAGAUGAAUUCUUCAAGAAGACCUGAAGGAUUGGUUUUUACUUUUGUGUUUUUAAAAAAUAUUUCACUAAAGAGUCUAUGGAGCAUGUUUCUAUUCCGCUGGAAUCAGUAGGAGGUCAUGUCUGCUCAGUAGUGUGGAUAGUAACACCUGCCCAUUUGAAACGCCUGCAGCGGAACCACACAGAUGUCGGUAGUCACCUCCAGGAAUCAAGCUAGGUAGUCUGAAAUGCUAAGACUUUUUAAAAUGCCCACUUAGGCAGCUGCUCACUUAUUUUUCUACUGAGUAACUCAAAAUUGAGCACCGAAUUACAAUCUACUUUUUAAAAAUCUGAAUGUAAAACAGUAGUGAACAGUUGGAUCCCGGACAGACCAAUAAAUGUUAAAUGUUAAUUCAGACAUUGGGAAAGAAGCUAGCGCUGGCCGUGCAGUGACAGCAGGUGGCUCCGUGAACCAUCCUACGAUAGCGCAGGUGGAGCUGGACGUUGAAGGUUGAGAAUUAGCCUGAGAUAGACUGUGUUCGAAGAUAACACCUGCAAAAGCCACUCACAGCGAGGGCCACACCUGUCCCUUAUGAGUUACAAUAGAACAGGGUGUGCUUGAGAGCGGGAAGCCAGCUGCCUCCUGUUCUCUUCACUUCCAUGUCCAGCCCCACCCCGCUCGGGGUGCAUGACCCCUUCUCUGGAUGCUGAGGCACAGCACCCCAGGACCUCGCGCAGCCUGGGAUUGAUGUGUGUAGAUGGUGGAAGCCUAAAUCUUUUCAGAACAGAUGUCUUUUUGUGGGUUUCCUUAUUGUCUUCUAAAAGACAAUACAAUCAUGUUUGAAUGUGUGAUGAAAGUGUCUUUUAAGUUUGCAAUAAUUGUUACUAUCCUCUUCUCAUUCUGUUAUGUAAGGUGACUAUUACAAACAAUGAAAUUAGCUCCUAAAAUGAGAUUUUGAAAGAAAGGGACUAAUGGGUCAUAAAACUUAGGGAUUUCAUAGAAAAUGAUGUCUGGUCAUCUAUUAUAAGAUGAUGCAUCUUAUCUGCACAUAGCAGAGUUUUUUUCUUAGUUUGUAUGUUUUAUCAAUUGUUUAUUAUGAUGAUUAUAUUUGUGUUAUUUAAAAGGCUGUAAAAAAAUAUGUGUGGCACACUCAUAAUCUUAAUCCUAAUGAUUGGUGCACCUUUAGGAAAUUUCUUGUGUCUAAAAUUCUGGGUAUUAUUCUUUGGGCUCCUUUAGAAAUGCCACUUGGAAACAUGGGACAGACUUGGGCCUGGGAGCCGAGGCAGGUCCACUCAUGGCAGGGACACGGGGGUGAGCAGUGGAAGAGUGGAACUGGAUGACUUUCCAGAUCCCUCCCCAGUCGGAAGUCAGCAGACAGACAGAGCCUGUCUCCUGAUGCCCAGUGGGAACUGUGUGGAGGAUGCGUCCCUGAGGGACGGCAGCAGCCCCGUCUCUGUGGAAGCUGGUUCAUUGUGGAGAGCGGCAGAGAAACCCACAGCCACCAAACCCACUGCAGAGGUGGCAGCAGCCGGGGGCAGUUUCUUGUGCCGACCCGUUCAGAGUUUCCAGUGUGGCUGAUUCAGCCUUUUUACCUCUCCACCAUUUCAUUUAUUUGUAAUUUUUCUAGUAUCUUUUCUAGUUCCAUCUUUUCUCAUUUUAACAUCACUACCUUUUAAAAUAUUCCCUUUUUAAAAAAAAUUAAAUGUCACCCAUAUUGUUUUCAGGUUUUUGUGUGUGUCUGAAAAGCAUUAAAUACUGCAUUCAUCAAAAGGGAAUAUAGCGAAUGUUAAGUCAACUGUUAGCAGUUUUGCAUGUGGCACCUUUUCGUGAAUUAUUUUCCCAGUUUUGGCUUCAUAUUAUGCAUCACCAUAAAACUCUAAGACUUGGCUAGUCAUGUAGGCAAAGUUCAGGUUCCAGUAUCCUGUCUGAGCACUGCUGCCGGGCUCCCGUGUGAACAGCCUCCCAGAGCAUCGCGCUGACUGUGCUUGCUGAGCAAGGCCGUCGUCAUGGUGGCCAGCGGCGCCCGGGACACGAGAGCCUGAGUUUUCGUUGUACAAGGAAGGCAGCCUUACGGGUUACCAGGAAAUAGAGGUUCUGUCCAGUGUUCCUUCCACGGCCCCCAUUCAAUGGGAAGCGGUGAGACGUACUGAAAACCUGGGCUGUGCUGUGGGCUGUCAGAGCACCUGUGGCCUUUGGUUUCCUUUAAAACAUACAGAUGUUGUAUAGUAAUACAGUUUAGUCCCUACACAAUUGUAUUUGCCAAACUUAGUGCACUAAAGUACUUUUAUUUAUUUGUUUUGGCCAGUAUUAAUAUAUAUAAACAUGUAGUUAUCGUUUUCUAUAUUCUUAGCUCAUUCAAAGCCAUGUAUGCUGUAAAUGUGCUAGUCUUUAGAACGACAAAUAAUAAAUAACUGACAAGAACACGACACUUGGUCUUGCCUGGUUCAUUCUGUUGCAUUGGGAGGACUGGUUCUUUGGCGGCACCUGACUGGACGAUUAGUGGGCAUUGCAUUGAGUGCAUCCGUUUGUAAACGUGGAACCAUGAGACUUGUUUUAUGACUGUUUUCAGUUCAUUUGAAGUGACGGGGCACCGGGGGUGUGGGAUUUAGAGCAUGGGCAUCCACUUCACACAGACUUAGGUCCCAAGCCUGGUGUGACACUCCUUGGCUGGUGACUCCGAGCAAGUUGCUUGCCCUGAGGCUCUGCGUCCUCGUGUGGAAAGAUGGAACCAACAGUGCAUCACAAGGCAGCUGUGAGGUGCUGUGGCACGAAGUUCACGUUGGACGCUGUUACUGGCCGUGUCCGUGAAUAUGGGCCAUGUCUCCUCUGUGGGUUACCUGGUCAUCCGUAUUGCUUGCUAAAAUGUUUCAUGAAUGGUUU
This is a messenger RNA of Molossus molossus (Pallas's mastiff bat), 6429 nucleotides long. RefSeq names its product inositol polyphosphate-4-phosphatase type I A (gene INPP4A). The record is from RefSeq and is a predicted model, not a curated record. Gene Ontology annotation, molecular function: phosphatidylinositol-3,4-bisphosphate 4-phosphatase activity. The transcript is spliced from 25 exons. Gene Ontology annotation, cellular component: cytoplasm. NCBI's taxonomy places the organism in Eukaryota, Metazoa, Chordata, Mammalia, Chiroptera, Molossidae. The coding region runs from base 580 to 3513 and encodes 977 amino acids.